GAAGUCCGCUGUCUGAUCUAGUCUAGUCCGCUCCAUGGCUUCCCCCGGCUCGGGCGAACUGAGUUCAAACCACACGACAACGACACUAGCGACUACCACAACUAGUGUCUGCCACAGGCCUCAGUGAACCGAACUACCCGCCCGCCGGUCUCCUUCUGGUGCCUCAGUGACCCAAGCCGCCCGCUCCCUGUCUCCUCCUGGGCCCGCUAUGAGGCUCAAAGUGGGCUUCGUUCUGCGGAGCGGUCUGGUGGUCGGGGCGUUCUUCAGCCUGGUGGUGCUCUGGUCCUUCCUCUCGCCGAAGCCCAGUGAAGACAGCCCCUUCGCGAAGCGGGAGGAUAGUCUGCAACUAAGAAAGGACCCGGUGGAACCUUUUAAACCAGUGGUACCAUGGCCUCAUGUAGAGGGAGUGGAGGUAGACUUGAACUCUAUCCGACUCAAACAAGGCAGAGACAUCCAUCCUGCGAUCCCCAACCAGAAUCAGGCGAUCCAGCAACAAUACGUCACAUUCAAGCCCCACUCCAAUGCCUACACAAGCCCGAUCUUAAAGAAAGAUAGCUUGGGGAACUUUGAACCCAAAGAGCCGGAGCCUGCUGGGGUCCCAGGGGGCCCAGGUGAGGCUGGGAAGCCCUUUGUCUUGGGACCCGAUUACAAAGACGCUGUGCAGGCCUCUAUCAAAGAGUUUGGCUUCAAUAUGGUGGCCAGUGACAUGAUAUCCCUGGAUAGGUCUAUCAACGACCUACGACAUGAGGAGUGUAAGCACUGGGAUUAUGAUGAGAGGUUGCUGACUUCUAGUGUGAUCAUAGUGUUUCAUAAUGAAGGCUGGUCAACACUGAUGCGAACCGUCCACAGCGUCAUUAAGAGGACGCCCAGGAGAUACCUGGCGGAGAUUGUCAUGAUAGAUGACUUUAGCAACAAAGUCCAUCUUAAGGAGCGUUUGGAAGAAUACAUCAAACAAUGGAACGGUCUGGUCAAACUUUUCAGAAACGAGAAGAGAGAAGGACUUAUUCAAGCCAGGAGCAUAGGCGCCCAGAAGGCCACUAUAGGACAGGUUCUGAUUUACCUUGAUGCCCACUGUGAGGUCAGUGUGAACUGGUACGCACCGCUGGUGGCGCCCAUCUCAAAAGACAGAACAGUGUGCACCGUGCCUUUGAUCGACUCCAUCCAUGGGCAGACUUUCACCAUUGAGCCACAGGGGGGCGGAGACCAAGAUGGCUUUGCUAGAGGAGCUUGGGACUGGAGCUUACUCUGGAAAAGAGUUCCACUUGGGGAUAGAGAGAAAAGGCUAAGAAACUCUAAGACUGAGCCAUAUAGGUCACCCGCAAUGGCAGGUGGUUUGUUUGCCAUAGAGAGAGAGUUUUUCUUUGAGCUGGGCCUUUAUGACCCUGGACUGCAGAUUUGGGGGGGAGAAAACUUUGAAAUAUCAUACAAGAUCUGGCAGUGCGGCGGUCAGCUGCUGUUUGUGCCAUGUUCUCGUAUUGGGCAUAUUUACAGACUCCCGGGAUGGCAGGGCAAUCCUCCACCGGCACAUGUAGGGUCAUCACCUACACUGAAGAACUAUGUGCGGGUGGUGGAGGUGUGGUGGGAUGACUAUAAGGACUACUUUUAUGCAAGUCGUCCUGAAACCCUGAAUCUAGCCUAUGGAGACAUCAGUGAUCUGAAGCGCUUCAGAGAGGAACACCGAUGCAAGAGCUUCAAAUGGUUCAUGGAGGAAAUUGCUUACGACAUUCCAGUGCAUUAUCCCCUGCCUCCGAAAAAUGUGGAAUGGGGUGAGAUCAGAGGUUUUGAAACCAGCUACUGUAUCGACAGUAUGGGUCACACUAAUGGAGGCACCCUCGAGAUUGGACCUUGUCACAGGAUGGGAGGAAACCAGCUGUUUCGUAUUAAUGAGGCAAAUCAACUGAUGCAGUAUGACCAGUGCUUAACCAGGGGGACUGAUAAUUCAGCUGUUAUCAUCACCCAUUGUGAUAUGAAUCAAAACACAGAAUGGAAAUACUUUAAGGAUCUUCACCGGUUUACUCAUAUACCUACAGGUAAAUGUUUGGACCGCUCCGAUCUUCUCCACAAACUCUUCAUAGCAGAAUGUGACAACAGCAAGACCACUCAAAAAUGGGAGAUGAACAACAUAGUUGCCGUAUGAUAACCGGAUAGCGAAUACCCAUGAAUAGCAUCCGGAGAAACAAGGCAGUUGGUUGAAGACCUUCAUCAUCCGUCAAUUUGUGUAAUGGAUAUGCAUUGCCUUACAAUGGACAUUGCUAUGCAUCCACGCACACUAUCGUUUGAUGCUUCCGGAUCAAUAUAUUGACUGAAACUGCCAAUGUUUAUUUUUAAAAAUGUACAAACUGAUGAAACAUUGGCCCGCAUCGCAGUCGUAACCAACCGCAUAUUUGACACUGACUCGCCGUCCGUCGGUUGCCCUCCUAAAUAGUAUUUGGACCAAAUAUUUGUAUUAAUUGAUUGAUAACACACUUUUUCGAGAUUCUUAUCGCAAAGGUCUACUUACACCUCGUUGUUAACCUGCAACUGUCACUUUCCAUAUUUUUAACCUUUUUUUUUACCAGGUUUGUUUAAAAUAGUUAAAUUAUUUAGAUCCCAGGACAUCAUCAGACAAUCUUUAUCCAUACAGUCAAUACUAGUAAUCAGGAUUAUAUCCACACUUGGCUAACAUACUUCUUACAUAUGCACUGCUGAACCUGAAACAAAUGUCUGUUGUAAACGCUCCAAACUGACGUAUUGAUGCAUAAGUGCUGUCCAUAUUUGAACAAAUGACAUGAUAGAGCUCGUAUGUUAUAUACAGAUGAUCCCUCGAUCAGUUUAUCCUUUUGUAGUCAAUUUGUGGGAUACAGAAUAUUUCCCAAUGCAAUUUAAAACUGUCCUGUGAAGUCUCUGCCAAACUUGACUUGAAAAAUGUAAAAUCAUGAAAUUAUUUUUGGUUCAUUAACACUGUCCACUGAAAUUUUAUUGAAUAAAUCAGCUGGAGGGAUGCUAGUUAUUAUAGUUGGGUGGUGCAGGGUUUUGAAGUGGUACAGGUUAAAUGUAACUGGGUUUGUUUGUGUCUGAGACUGGUUGAGGGGGGUGACAUUAAUAUUAUGUAUGCAAUCAUUACAAGAUAACCCUGGAAGUAUACAUUUGUGUAUAGAAUCUGCAUAUUAUGUGAAGGUUGUAAAUAUAUUAUACAUUUUUAUUUAAUUGUGGGCUGAAUGAUGGGGAAAUCGAGAAAUAAAACUUGUUAUAGGGA
Gadus morhua (Atlantic cod) is the source of this 3235-nucleotide messenger RNA. It is a transcript of the gene galnt7, whose product is annotated as UDP-N-acetyl-alpha-D-galactosamine: polypeptide N-acetylgalactosaminyltransferase 7. The record is from RefSeq and is a predicted model, not a curated record. NCBI's taxonomy places the organism in Eukaryota, Metazoa, Chordata, Actinopteri, Gadiformes, Gadidae. Gene Ontology annotation, biological process: protein O-linked glycosylation. Bases 209 to 2137 code for a protein of 642 amino acids. The transcript is spliced from 15 exons. Gene Ontology annotation, cellular component: Golgi apparatus. Gene Ontology annotation, molecular function: polypeptide N-acetylgalactosaminyltransferase activity.